ACAAAAAAUGUCAUAUAGUAAAAUAUGCUAUGUAUUUAUUAUUUUGUAAUUACAUGAUUUGCUGUGAUCAAAUCAACAAUUCACAAAAAUUAAACUAAAGUGACACUUUUGAAUAUGUGGUUAGCCAUUUCCUGACACCACAUUUCAGACACGGAUAUAUACUGUAGGGAAAAUAUAUUUUCUUCUCUGUGGUAGUCUACUUCGUGUUCUUAACGUUGAACAUCAAAAAUGAUUAUAUUGACCAUUGUCUUGUUUUUGAUUUCAGGUACAUGUGAUGGCGUGCAGAAACUGACGUGUCCGUAUGGUCAAAAGCAUGAGGGCCUCCCCAGGGUGUGGUGUAAGCAAACCUCCACACUGUGCUGUACAGGCUUCAGCUUCAGCAAACAGAGCCAGUUUCUGGAUGCAGGCAGGCUAGAGGUGACCCAGGAUGCUGACUCCUUCACUGUGAAUGUUCUGAGCCUGGCCCAGGGAGAUGGAAUAUACUGGUGCGGUGUGCUGGCUGUCAACGAUACCAUCAUCAAACUGUCUGAGGAGUACUUCUACAGCAACAGUUUCGUUUGGGACAUUCUUCGUUGGAUUCUGAUGCCUUUGCUCCCCAUGGCCACCAUCUUCUGUUACUUUUACAGAAAACAACAAGACAAGAAGCAUGACAUCCUGUACAUGAACGAUGCAGUGACCUCAGGUCUGACACAAAAUUAUUCACAGAAUGAAGACAUGCAACAGAUAACUGAGCUGGAAUGAUAAUGAUAAUUAUUGUUUGCAUAUGCAAACUGCCAAAGUGUCUUUCAAUUGCACCCUAAUCCUAUACAGUUUAAGAUCUUCAAUGUACCUUUCUAUUAUACAUAAUUUUAUUAUACAUCAUAACUCUCAUACUACAAUUUGAACUGCGGUUUUAGAAUUAUUUGUGCUUAAUGAACCACCUUUUUAACAAAAGACAUUCAAUGUAGCUGAUCAUGGAGUAUUUAUGAUUAAUGCAUAGUUUUUGGUUUCAGUUUGAUAUCAAUGUAUUCAGUGUAAAAGUACAAGUAAUAUAAUCCAGAAGUCUAUUGUCACAUACCUUUAUGAACAUACCAUCCCUUAUAAUAUUGCAGAAAUCAAUGCUUAAUGUAUAUCACAUGCAUUUAUUUAUUUUCUUGUUUGAUACAAGUUGAUUAAAUAAAUGAUUAAAACAGCUUUCUAUACU
This is a messenger RNA of Esox lucius (northern pike), 1183 nucleotides long. RefSeq lists its product as uncharacterized. The transcript is spliced from 5 exons. NCBI's taxonomy places the organism in Eukaryota, Metazoa, Chordata, Actinopteri, Esociformes, Esocidae. The record is from RefSeq and is a predicted model, not a curated record. The coding region runs from base 229 to 741 and encodes 170 amino acids.